Molecule: messenger RNA, 1431 nt
Organism: Oryzias melastigma (Indian medaka)
Lineage: Eukaryota; Metazoa; Chordata; Actinopteri; Beloniformes; Adrianichthyidae
Gene: crybb2
Product: crystallin, beta B2
Exons: 5
Coding region: 520-1242 (240 amino acids)
Biological process (GO): visual perception; lens development in camera-type eye
Molecular function (GO): structural constituent of eye lens
Source: RefSeq, a predicted model, not a curated record
CUCUCCCUCGUUCUCUCUCUCAUUGUAGGUGUGGGACUCUUGGCACUGGUUGUGCUGAAUCAUGUGGAUAUCAAACAAUGACUGGCUGGACAAAACUGACAACUAAUGAAAUAACUCUGUGGGAGUGUGACACCCCGGGGUGGGCGGGGGGGUGCACGAUGACCCCCUCAUUUUAGUUUGUUGGGCCUAUGGCUGGUUGAUCUGCUGUCAUGUUUGGACGGCGUAGGCCCUGUUGGCAAAGUUUCCACCCCUGGGCGUCCCGUAUAAAUUGGGCUCGUCGUGCCAUCACAACCACACUGGCACAGACAGGUACUGGUAAGGAUUCAUGGCUGCUGUGGCAAUUUAUUCUAUUUUUUAGCUGUUUUUGUUUAGAACUUGUGGUGUUAUUCUAUUAUGUUAUUAUAUUUGUUGUUUUGUUGCUCUGAUUAUGUGUUAAAGAUGCUGUGAAAUGCCUUUUCUAAAAGAUAGGAAGGUAUUGUUUACAAAAAAUGCAUCCAAAAACAAUAUAUUAAAUCAUGUAUGAGUGUUGGGAAAAUGGUAACUACUACUCAGCAUGUCCAGAUCAGGUCAGAAAUCUUUUUGAUUUACAGUUUCAUCUUUGCAAAUCCAUUCACUAUGGCCACAGACCAUCCGAUCCCUGCAUCCAAGCAGCAGCAGCCAGGUACCAGUGCUUUUAAGCUGGUCAUCUAUGAGCAGGAAAACUUCCAGGGACGCUGCCAUGAGCUGACUGGUCCCUGUAACAACCUCCAGGAAGCAGGCGUGGAGAAAGUGGGCUCCAUACUGGUGCUGUGUGGGCCAUGGGUGGGAUAUGAGCAGACCAGCUGUAAGGGGGAGCAGUAUGUGUUUGAGAAGGGGGAGUAUCCUCGCUGGGAUUCCUGGACCAACAGCAGGCGUAGUGACACCAUUCUUGCAUUCCGCCCCAUUAAAGUGGACAGCCAGGAGCACAAGAUUGUCCUUUACGAAAACCCCGGCUUUGCAGGAAAGAAGAUAGAAAUCAUCGAUGAUGAUGUCCCCAGCUUCCAUGCUCAUGGCUACCAGGAGAAGGUCUCCUCUGUUCGGGUGCAGAGCGGCACCUGGGUAGGCUAUCAGUACCCAGGAUACAGAGGCUACCAGUACCUGUUUGAGAAGGGGGAGUACAAGGACAGCACCGAGUUUGGAGCCCAGAUUCCUCAGAUCCAGUCUGUGCGGCGCAUCAGAGACAUGCAGUGGCAUCAGAGAGGGGCUUUUCACCCAGUAAACUAAGCCUGUGACUGAUUUGGGUCAUGAAUCCUAACCUCAGCGACCUUGACCUCUUCCACCUGCUUUCCCUUGCCUUUCAAUUACAUUAUCCAGCAUUUUGAUAUCUAUUGCAGCUGUUGCAGUAGUGAAAUUCUGUUCUAAACUGUCAAGCAUACUAAUAAAUUUUUGUUGCCCAAAGACUUUGUGCAUUUU